AUGGAUUGUAUAUUUCGACAUGAAUUUUUCGAUCGUCCGGUUGCUUUAACUGGUGAUAGUGGUGGUCUUUAUCGGCCACAAGAAAAAUAUUCUGUUAGUGAUUAUAUAGAAGAAUUGUUUCCUUCACAUGUUCGUCAUACAUCGUUACCAACAGUUAGUUCUGGCCACAUGAUUUUUGAAGGCUCAGAAUUAUUGAAAAAUACAAUUCCAUCAAUAGCAACAACAUAUG
Molecule: messenger RNA, 229 nt
Organism: Didymodactylos carnosus
Lineage: Eukaryota; Metazoa; Rotifera; Eurotatoria; Philodinida; Philodinidae
Source: the annotation of a GenBank genome assembly